Molecule: messenger RNA, 1568 nt
Organism: Olea europaea var. sylvestris
Lineage: Eukaryota; Viridiplantae; Streptophyta; Magnoliopsida; Lamiales; Oleaceae
Product: polyadenylate-binding protein-interacting protein 8-like
Exons: 10
Coding region: 290-1306 (338 amino acids)
Molecular function (GO): RNA binding
Source: RefSeq, a predicted model, not a curated record
UCCUAAAUGGCAAUAAAAGAAGGUUAGGGAAUUGAAAUUUGUUUAGAGCACCUUUGAAUUUAUUCGCAUUUCAUCAUUUUUUCUAUCUCUCGUCAUUAAUUUUUUUUGCCCACAGAUUAUAGACCCUGUGUAUUAUUAUUCGCUUGGAUUACUAUAGAUCAUCUAAAUCUGAAUUUUUUUCCCCCGAGAGGAGCAACAUAAAAAGAUUGAAGUUUUAACGCAUUUGAGACAGAAUUCUUGAGUUUUCUUGAUAAAAGGCUCUUGUUUUUGUUUGGGAUUUUUUGAUUUCAUGACUGCUGGUACAGAAGUUUCUGUUGAGACCUCAGUGGUGGAGAUGGAGAAACCUGCUGCUGUUCCUGUUGCUGUUGAGUUUUCAUCACCAGAAAAUACAGACACUGCCAGUGAAAACAGCACUGAAAAAAAGGCUGAUUCCAAUGCUAAGGAGUCUGGGGAAAGGGAUGUAACUAGUGUUGGUAAGGACUAUGAUUCAGAUUCAAAAUCAGAACUGCAAAUGAAGGAUAUUGUUGACAUGCUGAAGAAACUCAAAUUGAAUCGCCUGGCUAAGGAAUUCUUUCCUUCCUCUUAUUAUCCCGGCCAGACGGGGGCCAGAAAUUUUGUGCUAGCGGAUAAGAACUCCGGCAUUGAUGGUUCCCCAAUAAACCGUAGGAGAAGAAAUAACCACAACCAAGGCCGGAGGAGAAUGGGUGUUAGGACUUUCAGAGCUCAAAGAGAAGAGAGUAUUAGGCGAACGGUCUAUGUUUCUGACAUAGAUCACAAUGUCACUGAAGAGGGGCUUGCUGCCUUAUUCAGCUCCUAUGGGCAAGUUGUUGAUUGUCGUAUUUGUGGCGAUGCAAACUCCCAUCUUCACUUUGCUUUUGUAGAAUUUUCGGACGAGUAUUCUGCUCAAGCGUCUCUUAACCUUUGUGGGACACUGUUGGGUUUCUCUCCUGUUAAGGUUCUACCUUCUAAAACUGCCAUCCUUCCUGUGAAUCCUACAUUUCUUCCCAGGUCAGAAGACGAACGGGGGAUGUGUGCCAGGACAAUCUACUGUACCAAUAUUGAUAAGAGGGUUUCUCAGGCUGACGUUAAGAAUUUCUUUGAAACAAGAUGUGGUGAGGUUUCCCGCCUGAUGCUCCUAGGGGAUCACAUGCAUUCUACUCGGAUUGCUUUUGUUGAAUUUUCCAUGGCUGAGAGUGCAAUCCUCGCCCUUGAUUGUUGUGGCAAAAUUUUGGGAUCCCAACACAUCAGGGUAAGCCCUUCAAAGACACCUGUGAGACCACGAGUUCCAUCCCCGGAAAUGCAGUAAGCAGAUCAUUUGAGUCCAGAAUCUUGAAGAACGUUGGUGUUGGUCUGAGACUUUCUUCUAGUUGAAGAGGUGGUGAAAUUGCCCCUGUUUCAUUUUUUCCUAUUCCUGGCAACACUUACUUUUCUAUUGACUGAUACAACCUCUGACCUUCAACUGAUCAAGUUUACUGGGAUGGUUCCAUUCUUUGGUACUUUUAACUAUGAUUAAUCAUAUAAAGCUAGCUCGGUGUUGUACCGGUGGCUGUGAGUUGAAGGUUUUCCCA